UGCAAGUAUUGUUGUUGGGUAUUUUACAGGAAUAUUCUCUGCAGAUGCUCAGUUUGUGCUGAUGUGUUUUGCGCUGCAACAUUGCAGCACAGCAUGGUGACAUGAUCUGUCUGACACACUGUCUGACUGUUGACCUACUUCCCUCUCAUGUGGGUCAUAGUUGUGAGAUACUCCACCACAGUCAUGCUCAAUGCUUAAAAUACUCAUAAGGUGUAAAAAAUAAACAAAACCCCCCACUUAUCAUGCAAGAAAUUGUUUGAUCUCUUUCUCACAAAGUGAGGUUUGCAGGGAUUUGCUGCAGUUGUGACGCUGAUUAGAUUCUAAAAUUAUCACAGAUGUUUGGCUUUCAUAAGCCGAAAUGUACAGGAGUUUGGACGGCUGCUGCAUCUGCCGUGCCAAGUCGUCAAGUUCUCGUUUUACGGACGCAAGCGGUAUGAGAAGGAGUUCAGGAGCUGUUUUUGGGUUAGUGAAACCAGAUCUGGAGAAAUCUGUAAUGCCUGGUACUCCUGGUGAAGAGAUGGAAGAAAGCUUCCUGUGGGGACCAAGAAGAAUUGGAAUCAUGUGGUUGAUGCCAGAGGAGGUCCAAGCCCUAAAGGUAACAUCAAGGGCAAAAAAGAUCAAAUCCAUCUCCAAGAAAGCACGGCCGAUCCAGAUCAGCCGACUACAGAAAGAGUUUAAAAGAAACAAUUCAGACUCCCACAGCACCACCUCCAGUGCUUCUCCGGCUCAUUCUCCGAGCUACAGCAACCUGUCAGACGACGGUUCUGACGCAGAGCUCAGUCCUGGAUCCAGCCGCUCCCCUGUCUUUCUCCUUUCUGGAUAUACAUACUGGAAGAGGCAAAGGGUGUGCUGUGGAAUCAUCUACAAGGGCCGCUUUGGGGAGGUGCUCAUUGACCCCCAUCUGUUCAAACCAUGUUGCCGCAAAAAACAACGUCAGCAGGGGCCAGACGAGGAGGAAGAUGAAGAAGAGGAUGACGAGGAGGAGGAAGAGGUAGAGGAAAGCCAGGCAGGUGCGGAAGUCGGUGUACAGAAAUCCCACGUGGAAGAGGAAGUGAAGGAGACGCAGCUGAGCGACGAAAACACGCAGGCUGCUCAGCUACGUGUUUCCGUGACAACACCAGCUCCAAAGAGGAGUGGGCUGGCGGAGGACGAGCCGUGGUGAGGUUGUUCCCGCGUCUCUCUGCACACGUCUCUGAAGAAAUCUUGGGGUGCAGUUGUUUCUUGAGCACUCGGAGACAGAAGUGGCCUCAGAUUGCCUUCAAUG
Molecule: messenger RNA, 1264 nt
Organism: Thalassophryne amazonica
Lineage: Eukaryota; Metazoa; Chordata; Actinopteri; Batrachoidiformes; Batrachoididae
Product: SIN3-HDAC complex-associated factor-like
Exons: 5
Coding region: 359-1162 (267 amino acids)
Biological process (GO): negative regulation of cell migration
Source: RefSeq, a predicted model, not a curated record